AUGUCGCUGCAGAGAACGGACAAAGCCAAGAACUCCAACCACUCCUUGGUGCUGCUCAGCUUCAUUCCUUCAGCUGGCGCCCGUCCUAUCCUUCCUGCCACCCGCUGGCCUCCGAUCCAACCACGACGCUCAUUCGAAACCCCAAAAAUUCUAUUCAGCUCGGAACAACUGACCCAACUCAAACUAUCUGCCCUUCAUUUAUAA
Molecule: messenger RNA, 204 nt
Organism: Akanthomyces muscarius
Lineage: Eukaryota; Fungi; Ascomycota; Sordariomycetes; Hypocreales; Cordycipitaceae
Exons: 3
Coding region: 1-204 (67 amino acids)
Source: RefSeq, a predicted model, not a curated record